Molecule: messenger RNA, 2837 nt
Organism: Phacochoerus africanus (Common warthog)
Lineage: Eukaryota; Metazoa; Chordata; Mammalia; Artiodactyla; Suidae
Gene: FAR2
Product: fatty acyl-CoA reductase 2
Exons: 13
Coding region: 571-2118 (515 amino acids)
Biological process (GO): long-chain fatty-acyl-CoA metabolic process
Cellular component (GO): peroxisome
Molecular function (GO): alcohol-forming very long-chain fatty acyl-CoA reductase (NADP+) activity
Source: RefSeq, a predicted model, not a curated record
GGCUCUGAAUGAAUGGAAGCUGCGGGGCGGGCCUGCGCGCACGGCCGCCCUGCCCAAGAUGCGGUAGCCCAGUGGCCUGUAGGGCCCUCGCCAGCCCCUCGCCCUCCUCCCGCCCCGGGCAGAGGCCGCCGCCGUCUCCGCGCCCAACGCCGAGGCCAAGGCUGCCACGGGGAAGGUCGGAGGGAGGGUGGUUUCCUCCCGCCCCACACCCAGUCUCCGAGCCGGAUAUAGCGAGUGUCACGUUUGGGGGCCGAAAGGCGAGAGCAGUUUCCUUGUGGCCGAAGCACUUCCCGGAGCCCCGGGGAAGGACUGGGAUUUAGAGGACCACUAGUUGAGCCGGCUCCGCGCUGGAGGAGCAGGAACUUUCCAAGCCCCAAAGAAACUCCAGGAUCCCAAUAGUCUCUAAUUUCAUCCUGAGUUUAGGAUUUGCUGUGGGGAUACCAAUGGGCUUAAAGCUACUUGCAGUUGUUAACAGUUCUGUCAUUAAAAACUCUCACAUGAUGAGAGACAAAGCAUCUUAUCCUGAACAGGAACCUCUUUCUGGAGCUAUAAAAGACCAAGUGGAGAAUCAUGUCCAUGAUUGCAGCUUUCUAUGGUGGCAAGUCCAUUCUCAUUACUGGGGCCACAGGCUUCUUGGGCAAAGUGUUGAUGGAGAAGCUAUUUCGCACCAGCCCGGACCUGAAAGUCAUUUACAUCCUUGUGAGGCCCAAGGCUGGCCAGACUCUGCAGCAAAGGGUUUUCCAGAUCCUAAAUAGUAAGCUGUUUGAAAAAGUCAAAGAAGUCUGUCCCAAUGUGCAUGAGAAGAUCAGAGCUAUUUCUGCAGAUCUCAACCAGAGUGACUUUGCCAUCAGCAAGGAGGACAUGCAGGAGCUUCUUUCCUAUACAAACAUCAUCUUCCACUGUGCCGCCACUGUCCGCUUUGAUGACCACCUGAGACAUGCUGUGCAGCUCAACGUCACUGCUACCCAGCAGCUGUUGCUCAUGGCCAGUCAGAUGCCAAAACUGGAAGCCUUCAUACACAUCUCCACUGCCUUUUCAAACUGUAACCUGAAGCACAUCGAUGAAGUCAUCUAUCCAUGUCCGGUGGAGCCAAAAAAAAUCAUCGACUCCAUGGAGUGGUUAGAUGAUGCUAUUAUUGAUGAGAUCACACCCAAGCUGAUCGGGGAUCGGCCCAAUACGUACACCUACACCAAAGCCUUGGGAGAGAUGGUGGUACAGCAGGAGAGUGGGAACAUCAACAUCGCCAUCAUACGUCCCUCCAUCGUGGGAGCAACCUGGCAGGAGCCUUUCCCGGGUUGGGUUGAUAACCUAAAUGGACCUAGUGGGCUCAUUAUUGCGGCUGGAAAGGGGUUUCUUCGGUGCGUAAGAGCCACUCCAAUGGCUGUGGCAGAUUUAAUUCCAGCAGAUACAGUUGUCAACCUCACCUUGGCUGUAGGAUGGUACACAGCAGUUCACAGACCUAAGUCAGUAUUGAUCUACCAUUGUACAUCUGGCAACUUCAAUCCCUGUAACUGGGGCAAAAUGGCAUUACAAGUCUUGGCAGCCUUUGAAAAAAUUCCAUUUGAGAGAGCUUUUAGGAGGCCGAAUGCUGACUUCACAACCAACAGCAUCACAACCCAGUACUGGAAUGCUGUCAGCCACCGGGCCCCUGCCAUCAUCUAUGACUUUUAUCUGCGGCUCACGGGGAGGAAACCCAGGAUGACAAAGCUCAUGAAUCGGCUUUUAAGAACUGUUUCCAUGCUGGAGUAUUUCAUCAACCGGAGUUGGGAAUGGAGCACAGACAACACCGAAAUGCUGAUGUCGGAGCUGAGUCCCGAGGACCAGAGAGUAUUCAACUUUGAUGUGCGCCAGUUGAACUGGUUGGAAUACAUUGAAAAUUAUGUUUUAGGAGUUAAGAAGUACUUACUGAAAGAGGAUAUGGCUGGGAUCCCAAAAGCAAAGCAACACUUAAAAAGGCUCCGAAACAUUCACUACCUCUUUAAUACUGCCCUCUUCCUCAUCGCCUGGCGCCUUCUCAUUGCAAGAUCUCAGGUGGCUCGGAACGUGUGGUUCUUCAUCGUGAGCUUCUGUUACAAACUCCUCUCCUACUUUAGGGCGUCCAGCACACUCAAGGUCUAAGAAAACUUGGCAAACGUCUCUUACCUGGAACCUCUCAGAUACCUCCAAAACAGCAACUGUAGUUCUCAAGAUUAGAAAGUAAUAGUUAUGCCCAAGUUCGUUACUUGUCAAAUGUGCUGUCAUGUAUUCAUCCUUAUUUAACUAUAUAUUUUUAUUUCAGUGAGAGAAGGAAAGCAUAUCCUAGUCUAUCAUCAUACGUGUUUUAGGAAAAAAUUGUUUCCUAAUUCUCUGCCCUUAAAUGUAAAACACCAGAGUAGAGCCAUCUUCCCAUAUGCAGCUUUUUUUCCUCCAUGAGGGGACUACUUUCAACUCAACAAACAUGGAACAGUGAGCUAUGCUAAAAAAAGACAGUUCUACCUUGGAAACCUUGGUGUACUCAGUAUGAAGGUUUAAAAUCAAGGUAAGUAGAGGAAGGUCUCAGCAUCCUCAAAAAUGCUGUAACAGAAAUAAUUCUCCACUGAAGUUUCUGCUUUCUUUUUAUGUUACACCAUGGAGUCUUGGUUGAAGGCUGGGGGAAUUAGAAAAGUGGUUUCACAUUUAAUAUUUUCCUUAACUAAACUCACUUCUAAAACCUAAAAUGAACCAAGAGGUAUAGAUAAUUAUGUAUAGAAAGAGGGCUCAAGCAUAUUUUCAUUGGGACUCAGUUUAUUAUGCUUUUAAGUAAAAAUGAAUUCUCAUAAUUUGAAUUAAACAACUAUUAUUUCCAAAUCUUUUGACCA